Molecule: messenger RNA, 3961 nt
Organism: Biomphalaria glabrata
Lineage: Eukaryota; Metazoa; Mollusca; Gastropoda; Planorbidae
Product: U4/U6 small nuclear ribonucleoprotein Prp3-like
Exons: 18
Coding region: 215-2185 (656 amino acids)
Biological process (GO): mRNA splicing, via spliceosome
Cellular component (GO): U4/U6 x U5 tri-snRNP complex
Source: RefSeq, a predicted model, not a curated record
UCAAGAUGGCGACUGUACUGCAAGAGCUUUACGUUUAUUUUAAUUAGAAUAAAAUAAAAUAUACAAAUUUAGACAUAGUUCUAUAUUCUAGUUCUAGUAAAAAUAUACCUUAAUUCGAAUAGUGCGAAAAGACUUUGUAGAUUCUUAACAGUCUACAGAAAGUACUCGCCAAGUUCAUCUUUUGUUUCUGAUUGGACUUACUCCAAAUUUGAAAAUGGCGCUGUCACACAGGGAUAUAGAAGAUUUGAAACCUUUGCUGAGUGACACAGUGAAACAACUUCUGGGUUUUAGUGAGCCAACUGUUGUGGCUGCAGCGUUAAACUGUGUCAGUACAGGAUAUGAUAUGAACAAAACUGUUGAACAACUUUCUAGAAUAUUGGACCGGUCCCAAGCCAGCACAUUGGCUGAGCGAGUCCACCAUCUCUAUGAAGACUUCAGAAACAGCCUCAGGAAUGUGAAGAAAAGACGAAGAGAUGAUGUUGUAGAUGAAAACAUGAAAAAGAAAAAGUACAUUGAUGACCAGUUGGAAAUGGCAGAACUUGCCUCAUUACAGCAGUCUAUGCAAAAACCUAAAAAUACCUUGCCCAACCUAAAUCCUCCAGGAGCUAUGCUGACCCAGGACAAGAUCAAAGAAAUGAUGGCCAAUGCACAAAAGAUGAUCCUGGAAAGAAAAGCACAACUUCAGGUGACCAUGCCAGUCAUGCCGAAACCAGUCAGUGUACCGGUUGACCCAGGGAAGAGGGCAGCUGAACUUCAUGCGCAGAUCCAGGCCCGGCUAAGUGGUAUGGCUGGAGUGCUUUCCAGUGCAAUGAUACCUGGACAACAAAAUGCAGCCCCAACACAGCCUCCAGUCAUGCCUCCACUGGCAGGGCCAAGUCCCCUUAUCUUGAAUGAAGAAGGCAAAACUAUUGAUGCCAAAACUGGAGAGGCCAUUCAACUUGCACUGUACACACCAACCCUCAAGGCAAACAUUCGAGCUAAGAGAAGGGAACAAUUUAAAGGCCUUAUCGACAAACCUCCGGAAGAAAUUAGUGAAAGCAAGUUUUAUGAUAGCAGAUUGUCUUUAAAGGGUGUUCAGAGAGCCAAGAGAGGUUUUAAAUUUCAUGAGAAAGGAAAAUUUGAACAGCAAGCUUCUAGAUUAAGAGCUAAGGCACAACUAGAGAGAUUGCAGUCAGAGAUUGCCCAGGCAGCUAAAAAGACAGGCAUUGCCUCUGCAGCGAAGAUAGCCACCAUUGCUCCCAAGAAAGAAAUAAAAGAAGGUGAGGUCCCUGACAUUGAAUGGUGGGAUACAUACAUUAUCAAGAGCAAUACGUAUGAUGUUGUGCCAGAUACAGGUGACAUUGACAGGCUGGCAUAUCAUGGCAUUACAAAUCUGGUAGAACACCCGACACAAAUAGCGCCACCUGUUGAGGUUAAGGAAGACAUCUCUAUACCUGUGUAUUUGACCAAAGCUGAAAGAAAGAAAUUACGCAGACAAAACCGAAGAGAGGCAGAGAAGGAAAUUCAAGAGAAAAUUCGUCUUGGUCUUGCUCCACCCUUAGAACCUAAAGUACGAAUGGCCAAUCUGAUGAGAGUUUUAGGUACAGAGGCUGUCCAAGACCCCACUAAAGUAGAAGCACAUGUCAGGGCCCAGAUGGCAAAGAGACAGCGUCAGCACGAAGAGGCCAAUGCAGCCAGAAAGUUGACAGUUGAGCAGAGAAGGGAUAAAAAGAUUGCUAAAAUAAAAGAGGACACAUCUCAGGGAGUCCAGGUGGCAGUUUACAGAGUGCGAGAUCUGAGUGACCCUGCCAUCAAGUUCAAGGUUGAGACCAACGCCAAGCAGCUGUAUAUGACUGGUAUCACCAUCAUUUAUAAAGAUUGCAAUGUUGUGGUUGUGGAAGGAGGUCCUAAACAACAGAGAAAAUUCAAGCGACUCAUGCUGAAUAGAAUCAAAUGGUCUGAAUCACACAGACGAGUCAAAGACAAUGAUGACAAAGAUGAUGAUGUCAGCUCUGUGAAUAAAACCAAUAAGUGUGUUCUUGUCUGGGAGGGGAUGGUGAAGACCAGAUCUUUUGAUGAAAUGAAGUUUAAGACUUGUCCGACAGAAUCCUUUGCACGAGAGCAGCUCAAGAAACUUGGCGUUGAGCACUACUGGGAUCUAGCUUACUCCAGCACAGUCUUAGAGUUGGCAGGGGAUGACAUAUGAAGAGACUCAAAUCUCAGUGCAUUCUCUUUAAAGUAAAAUUUAGCUUAAAAAAGGCAAACUGUCGACAACUUUGAAUUGUUUAGCAAGCUUGAGGAAGAGAACAAACCAAAUGUAAAUACAGUGGAGCAAUUGGUUUUAGCUUAACAUUGAUAGAUAGUGUUCAUGCAAGUAGCGUUGCAGAGUUGACAUCUCAAGAGAGGGGAGGUGGACUAUUUUGUUUCUGUUAUGAAAAGGGUUUGAAAGUCUGUGAAUUAAUUGUUUUUCGUGUGUUAAUUCUCUGAACCGGGAGGAUCAAAUAAGUUCAUGCUUAGUGUCCAGCCAAACUUUGUAUUUCAAUUAGUUCAAUAGUUUGUAAGUCUUUGUGCAAAUAUUUUUCAGGAAAGAAAUAGUUGCAAUGCUUUCUUACGGCUUGUUUUGUUAUGUUGAACUGUUUUGUCAACGGUGCAUGGGGGUGUCCAGCAAUUUAAAUGUUGGAUAUUCCACACUGUCCUACAAUCCAUUGUGCAAAAUAGCAUAAGUUACUUUUAUUUGUCUGACUAGCUUUUAUCCAAUGGAUACCCCCUUUAUUUGUUCCCUGAUAUACUGUAAAUUGUAAGUAGUCCCAAAGCCUAUUCUUUUAUAAUCUCAUCAUGGCUCAUGCCCUACCAAAUAGUAAAGCAUAAAAGGUUGGCUUAAUUAAAGUCUAUUUUAGAAUACUUCCCCACACCUACUUUUGUUCGUCUUGUGGUUUCGCUGAUCAAUUGUCUGACUUUGACAUGAAAACAAAAUAUGUCAAAGCAAUGUAAAACUUGUUCUGAAAACUUUUUUUUAAAAUUGCUUUUAUGUAACAUAACUUUCAUGCUUCUAGCAUGCUCAGUGCGCUAGGGUCCAAUCUAUUUUGUUGAUGGUGGGGUGGGGAGGUACCUGGGAGAAGGUUUCCAUGCUGUCUUUAGUGGCUCAGCAAACACAACUCUGCUUUCCUCCUUGAAAGGUAGCCAAGCCCCCUUGAAAGGUAGCCAAGCCCCUUUGAAAGGUAGCCCAGCAAUUUAAGCCUCCCAGUCACACAUCCUUGUUCCUAUUCACUUUCUUUUCAAUAUUCACAUCUUUGCUUAGGGAGAAACACUGCUUUCUGUUAGCUGUGUGUUUCUGCCUGGGCUGUAUAACUUUUGGUGAGCAAGCCAAAGGUAGUGCUUGUCUUGAGCCAAGUAAAACAUCACUUAGAUUCGAUACUUAGAUACUACAAAGGCCUGACUGAUACUGACCAUGGACCAUUUUCAAAUGCCAUCACAAUGAAGGAGAAUAUCUUCUGUGUAUUUAUGUUCUCUGUGAGACUGUCAAAUGAAUAUAGUGGAUAGAAUGACUGACACUGAAUGAGAUUGGAAGUGUGACUGACUGGAUUGUGUGGAUAGAAUGACUGACACUGAAUGAGAUUGGAAUUGUGACUGAGUCUGGAUUGCGUGGAUAGAAUGAAUGAACAGACAAUUAGAAUUGAAUGGAAAGUGUGGUCUGAACAUUGAAUUUUAUCUCUUUUUAUGUUUUGAAUCAUUGAGUCAGCUCAUGGUAAUGAAUGCAAAUGUACUAAUUAACAUGUUAAGUUUUUGUAUGUUCAAUUGUUUUUCUUUGUCUGUAUGAAGAAUUGAAAUUGUUGCUUACUUCAUUGAUGAUUGACAGUGCCACAUUAUAUUAUAUGGCAUAUUCACAUAGAGGAACUUACUGUUCUAGCUUGACUUGUUCACCCAAUGUUUGUUUUUUUAUUGUUUGAUUGAAUACUGUCGAAUAAAUUGUUUUUGAAACAAA